AUGGUGCGACUGGGAGUGAAGAUUAAGAAGCGCGGGAAAGUGCCGCAGCGCCGCCGCAAGCAGAAGCCGCUGCGCAAGUUUAAGACCAAAUUCGUGCGCGACCCAAAGGUGCAGGAGGUCUGGGACCACAACCUCACUACGCGCCAGAACUACGUCAACCUGGGUUUGCAGGCCAACCCGAACGCGCACGCAGCGUUGCGUGAGAGCAUAGCGGACGCGGAUGGAACACUCGAGGCUGCUGACGAGGCGAGGCUAUUCGAAGUGCCCGACAGUGACUUCCUGGGCGAACGCAACCCCAGGCGCGUGGCUAACUAUGUGUCUGAAGAAGAGGCCAAGUAUCUGCGCAAACUUAUCGCCAAAUACGGCGAGGACUACAAGAAGAUGGAGCGUGAUGUCAAGAUCAACAAUAUGCAGUGGACAGAACAGAAGCUGCGACGUCGUUGCGCGCGCCUGGCGCUGCUGGACGCCAACAUCAUCAGCAAACCGCAGGCAGAGGAAACACAGGACUGA
Molecule: messenger RNA, 510 nt
Organism: Phytophthora nicotianae INRA-310
Lineage: Eukaryota; Oomycota; Peronosporomycetes; Peronosporales; Peronosporaceae
Exons: 1
Coding region: 1-510 (169 amino acids)
Biological process (GO): ribosomal large subunit biogenesis
Cellular component (GO): nucleolus
Source: RefSeq, a predicted model, not a curated record